AUGACGGCCAAACCUCUGGGACCCCUCUCCGGAGGCAGCAACGAGAACACUAGAACUGUUCUUAGAGUCACCAUCUUGUCUCUGAUUGCAGCUGCCGCUGUUGCGAGUCGUCUCUUCUCCGUCAUUCUCGACCCCUGGUUUAACUUCAGAGCUACGAAAUAUCUCGUCGCCAAUGGAUUCUAUAAGUUUUGGGAUUGGUUCGAUGACCGCACCUGGCAUCCUCUCGGUCGGGUUACUGGAGGAACUCUCUACCCUGGUUUGAUGGUAACCAGCGGCGCCAUCUACCAUGCACUCCGAGCUCUUACAGUCCCCGUCGAUAUCCGCAACAUCUGUGUCCUUCUCGCACCCGCCUUCUCCGGGCUUACCGCUUACGCCGCGUAUCUCCUCACCAAUGAGAUGACCACAUCGCCUUCGGCCGGCUUGCUCGCGGCCAUCUUCAUGGGUAUCGCGCCUGGUUAUAUCUCUCGAUCAGUUGCCGGCAGCUACGACAACGAGGCUAUCGCCAUUUUCCUUCUCGUCUUUACCUUCUUCCUGUGGAUCAAGGCAUUGAAGCUGGGUUCCAUGCUCUGGGGAGCCCUCUGCGCCCUGUUUUACGGCUACAUGGUUGCCUCGUGGGGUGGUUACGCCUUCAUUACCAAUAUGCUGCCCCUGCAUGCCUUGACCUUGAUCCUUAUGGGUAGAUACAGUACGCGUCUCUACGUCAGUUAUACCACCUGGUAUGCCCUUGGAACUCUGGCCAGCAUGCAAAUUCCCUUUGUUGGCUUCUUGCCCGUCAAGACCAGCGAGCACAUGCCUGCUUUGGGUGUCUUCGGUUUCCUGCAGCUCGUUGCCUUCAUCGACUAUGUCAGAGGCGCUAUCCCCAGUCGCCAGUUCCAGACCUUCGUCUACACUUUCCUGGCUGCGACUUUUGGCGUUGCGCUCGCUGGCUUGGUGGCUCUGACCUCUUUCGGUUACAUUGCCCCUUGGGGUGGUCGUUUCUACUCUCUGUGGGAUACUGGAUACGCCAAGAUUCACAUCCCUAUUAUCGCUUCCGUCUCUGAGCACCAGCCUACCGCCUGGCCUGCCUUCUUCUUCGACCUUAACAUGCUGGUCUGGCUCUUCCCGGCUGGAGUUUACCUUUGCUUCCAGAACCUCAGGGAUGAGCAUGUCUUCAUUGUCGUUUACGCCCUUUUCGGCACAUACUUCGCUGGUGUCAUGGUACGCUUGAUGCUCACUCUGACCCCUGUCGUUUGUGUUGCGGCGGCCAUCGCGGCUUCGCAGAUCCUCGACACCUACCUGGUCGCCAAGUCACCUAACCCUGAGGACUACAAGCCUGAGGACGCCGUCGAGGGAAACCCCAAGAAGGCUGGGAAAGGUGGUCUCAAAUCGACUAGCAAGCCCGUCGUUGGCAUAUACACCUUCCUGUCCAAGGGAGUUGUUGUCGGUGGCAUGUCUGUUUUCUUGCUUCUCUUUGUGCUUCACUGCACCUGGGUAACCUCCAACGCCUACUCUUCCCCCUCCGUUGUUCUUGCUAGCAGAUUGCCCGAUGGCAGCCAGCACAUCAUUGACGACUACCGUGAGGCCUACCAGUGGCUGCGCCAGAACACGAAAGAGGACGCCAAGAUCAUGUCUUGGUGGGACUACGGCUACCAGAUUGGUGGCAUGGCCGACCGCCCUACCCUCGUCGACAACAACACCUGGAAUAAUACUCACAUUGCAACUGUUGGAAAGGCGAUGAGCUCUCGUGAGGAAGUCAGCUACCCCAUUAUGCGUCAGCACGAGGUCGACUACGUCUUGGUGGUGUUUGGUGGUUUGUUGGGCUACUCCGGAGACGACAUCAACAAGUUCUUGUGGAUGGUCCGUAUCGCUGAGGGUAUCUGGCCUGAGGAAGUCCAGGAGCGCAAGUUCUUCACCCCCCGCGGAGAAUACAGAGUCGAUGACCAGGCGACCGAGACUAUGAAGAACAGCUUGAUGUACAAGAUGUCUUACUACAACUACAACUCGCUCUUCCCCGCUGGUCAGGCUCAGGACCGUGUUCGUGGCGUCCGUCUCCCCGACGUGGGCCCUACCUUGAACACCGUCGAGGAGGCCUUCACCAGUGAGAACUGGAUCAUCCGCAUCUACAAGGUCAAGGACCUUGACAACAUUGGCCGCGAUCACGUGGCCGCUGCCGCCUUUGAAAGAGGCCAGAAGAAGAAGAAGCCGACGAAGAAGCGCGGUCCCAGAGUCCUCAGAGUUGACUAA
Messenger RNA from Colletotrichum spaethianum, 2223 nucleotides. Its product is annotated as dolichyl-diphosphooligosaccharide--protein glycosyltransferase subunit stt3. Gene Ontology annotation, biological process: post-translational protein modification. Bases 1 to 2223 code for a protein of 740 amino acids. NCBI's taxonomy places the organism in Eukaryota, Fungi, Ascomycota, Sordariomycetes, Glomerellales, Glomerellaceae. The record is from RefSeq and is a predicted model, not a curated record. The transcript has 4 exons. Gene Ontology annotation, cellular component: membrane. Gene Ontology annotation, molecular function: dolichyl-diphosphooligosaccharide-protein glycotransferase activity.